Zophobas morio is the source of this 1251-nucleotide messenger RNA. RefSeq lists its product as uncharacterized. The coding region runs from base 101 to 523 and encodes 140 amino acids. The transcript has 6 exons. Lineage: Eukaryota; Metazoa; Arthropoda; Insecta; Coleoptera; Tenebrionidae. The record is from RefSeq and is a predicted model, not a curated record.
AAUGGAUUCUGUUAAUUAGCUGCCGACUAGUCAUCUCGUAACACACGCUCUAUGUCUUUUCGGGUAUUUUUUACCGUACUGAGUGUUCCGUGAAUCGACGAUGAAUCGUUUUUUGACGGUUUUGAUCAUCUCGGGACUUUUUCACUUCGGUGUAUGCAUGCGGUGUUAUGUCUGCACAUCCGAAGCCAGUAGCAACCAAUACGAGUACGACGCGUGUCUAUACGGCGACGAAAGAUAUCUAAGAUCUGUCACGUGUAACGAACCUUCAGUCUGUGCAGCCUAUCAUUAUCAGACACUAAUUCCAGGAUCUCUAAACCAGCUGAGCACAAGCAGAGGAUGUCAGGCGUUGCGUUACGGCGCUACGUGUGAAGACAUCUUCAACGAUUUAAGGAAGACAGGGUCGGUCUUGCCCGGGCAGCACAUCUGUGCGACGUGUAGCGAGGACCUUUGUAACCGGGCCGCCAUUUUUCCAACAGGACCUGUUUUAGGCGUAAUGUCGAUAUUUCUGUGGGUAGUGAGGUGAACUGACCUCUCGUUUCGAUUUUCUAUUUCAUCUUCAGGGCUUUAAUUAUUGUAAAUCUCCGUGUCUGAAAAAUUACGUAAAUAUAUUUUGGAUGUUUGAGAACUUUAAUAUAUACACAAUUUCAUAACGCUGAUAACGUUCAAUGCAAAUUUACUUCAUAUAAGUCGGUUACUUGAGAAUGUGAGUCUACCGCUUUGGUGAUGGCCCUUCGAGUGAUUUGUGCUAUUUUGGUGGUGGUUGCCUUUAAUAAUUUGGACUCAGUAAAUACUCUGGAUUGUUAUUCCUGCACAGCUUCUUUGGGGAGUAAUUUCAGAUGUGAAAAUUUGUCUUACAGUGGCGGCACUUUACCUUACUACACUUGUAUGUAUGGUGAUGCAGUCUGCGCAAAAUAUGUGAUUGAAUAUGGAGAUUCAUUGAUGAUUCACCGUAGUUGUCAACACAGAGAUAUAUGUGCCGUUUUAGCCGCGAAGUACAACAAUUAUUACAGCAAACUUUUAGAUUGCCAAACGUGUUCUGAUCAUAACUAUUGUAAUCAUAGUGCGGUUCGCAAAUUGGCGCCAUUUUUAGCCUUAACACUGUUCUUCUUGGGAAGGGUUUUUAGUUAAUUUUUGUUGUUUAUUUGCGGAAUAAAUAUAACACAAUGAAAUGUUUCGUGUUUUUGAAUAGUUACUGUCGUUAUAGUAAAUAAUGUAUCAAAAAAAUGAUAAAACCUCAUGUACCUAUCUACC